CAAUCUUUCCACCCAUUAUUCAGCUGUGUAAAUCCCUAAUUUCAACCUGCCGCUGACGAACUCUUCGGAUUCCUGCAGCAAUCUCAAAACCGCGAACUACCUGCUGCAGCCUCAAUGGAGUUUUGAUCAAUUUCGGGAUCGCACAGAAUCGAAUCUGUCCGUUCUCUAUUUUGACAGCUGCGAUUAAUUAUUCCACUCAGUCAAGUUUUCUUUCCCAUCCCCCAUCCCACUAUUGCCCCUCGUUUUUUUCUCCCCUGGGCGUUACCCCCCAAUACUAAACCAACUGUCAACGGAUAAAUCGCUGCCCACCGCUUAAGGUCCAACAAGUAAAUAGCAACCAAGUUCAACUUUAUUGUUGCAUUUGAAGUUUCCAAUACCAUCCAUAACAACAAAACCCGCCAACCUGAUUUUCUUUUCUCACGCUCCUUCAAUCCAAUUCAAUCCAUUAUAUUGGUAGUCAUACGUCAAAAUGGAGAAUUACCAGAAGCUUGAGAAGAUUGGCGAAGGUACUUAUGGUGUCGUCUACAAAGCCCGAGACCUGGCCCACGGUGGCCGUAUUGUCGCAUUGAAGAAGAUUCGUCUUGAGUCGGAAGAUGAAGGUGUCCCUAGCACUGCCAUCCGUGAGAUCUCUUUACUCAAGGAGAUGCGUGAUCCUAACAUCGUCCGACUUUUCAACAUCGUUCACGCCGAAGGACACAAGCUUUACCUGGUGUUCGAGUUUCUCGAUCUCGACUUGAAGAAGUACAUGGAAGCGCUUCCUAUCAGCGAUGGUGGUCGUGGCAAGGCUCUUCCUGAAGGUUCCGGGCCGGAGUUAGGACGUCUUGGACUAGGUGCGAGUAUGGUUCGUCGAUUCAUGAGUCAACUGUGCGAAGGAAUUCGUUACUGCCACAGCCACCGAAUUCUACAUCGGGAUCUGAAGCCCCAGAACUUGUUGAUCGACCGUGACGGCAACCUGAAGCUUGCUGAUUUCGGCUUGGCUCGUGCUUUUGGCGUUCCUCUUCGUACUUACACUCACGAAGUCGUUACUCUCUGGUACCGCGCUCCCGAGAUCUUGCUCGGUGGCCGACAGUACUCUACAGGUGUUGACAUGUGGUCGGUUGGAUGCAUCUUUGCGGAGAUGUGCACCAGAAAGCCCCUGUUCCCUGGUGACUCGGAGAUUGAUCAGAUCUUCAAGACAUUUCGCCUUCUGGGAACGCCUUCCGAGGAUAUCUGGCCUGGAGUAACCUCGUACCCUGACUUCAAAGCGUCUUUCCCCAAAUGGAUGCGCGACCCUUCGCAGAGCUUGUGCUCGAACCUUGACGAUAACGGUCUCGAUCUUCUAGAGUCUCUUCUCGUUUAUGACCCCGCUGGUCGUAUCUCUGCCAAGCAGGCUUGUCACCAUCCUUACUUCAACGAGCCGACGACGACGACGCGUCAUCCGACCCGCUACGGAAAUAACGGAUACGCUUGAGCAGCGCCCAUCCUACCCAAUAAAUGAGGUAUGAUACGAUGUAUCCGAAACUUAGAAUAUGCUAUUUACACCGAGCAUCAUUCUUGCCUUUCAGGAUACGCGAUACGCUUGCUCUGGUAUUAAUCACGAAUACAAUACUACACAUCCCCAUCGUUAAAUGCGUUCUCGAUCGGAAACCCAUGAUGUGCGCCACGUCUAGAAUGCGUCUCUUGCAGGAGGAGGAAGCACUGACCUUCUCAUUUUCCAAUGUUUUCGCAAGCUAUGCGGCAUGCGAGCAAUGGUUUCACGGGGCGUUGGAAGGGGGAACUAGGCAUUUGAGAGGAGUUAGGGGGGAUAGGAACUACGCAUGAGAACAAUCCCUUUUUCAGAAGGCGAUGAAUGUCAUGGUGCAAUAGUCAUGGGAAUGUCGUUGCCGUGGCAGGAUGCCUCAAUAUCCAUUUUCCUUUGUCUUUUGCCCGAAGUAGUUGCUCGGCCACGAAAACUGAUGAUGCAUUUGCUCUAUAAGAAAUGAAUCAAUGAAAGACGGUUGCAUUUCUGAUUAA
Messenger RNA from Annulohypoxylon maeteangense, 1992 nucleotides. RefSeq names its product Pkinase-domain-containing protein. Gene Ontology annotation, biological process: protein phosphorylation; regulation of gene expression; G1/S transition of mitotic cell cycle. The transcript has 3 exons. Gene Ontology annotation, molecular function: cyclin-dependent protein serine/threonine kinase activity; ATP binding; cyclin binding. Bases 470 to 1450 code for a protein of 326 amino acids. Lineage: Eukaryota; Fungi; Ascomycota; Sordariomycetes; Xylariales; Hypoxylaceae. The record is from RefSeq and is a predicted model, not a curated record. Gene Ontology annotation, cellular component: nucleus; cytoplasm; cyclin-dependent protein kinase holoenzyme complex.